AGUUUCAGAGGUUUAACUCACUAUAUUUUUCUGUUCUACACAGUUUGCUAAUCCUACUACCUCAACAAACAUUACUAAUUUGACAAGGAUGACUAAAAAGACUUACCUUGGCUUUGACUUCAGCACACAGCAGGUUAAAGCACUUGCAAUCAAUGAUGAUCUUGUCGUAACACAUGAGGCAUCAGUUCAAUUUGAUACAGAUUUACCAGAGUUUAAAACUGAAGGUGGAGUUCAUAUCCAUAAUGAUAAACUCGCUGUCACUGCUCCUACACUUAUGUGGGUGAAGGCAUUGGAUUUAUUGCUGGAAAAGAUCAAAGAUACUUUUGAUUUUUCCACGGUUGUUGCAUUAUCAGGUACUGGGCAGCAACAUGGUAGUGUUUACUGGAAAGAAGGAGCUUUGAAAAAACUUCAAUCACUCAAUGCGCAAUAUUCUCUUCAUGAUGAGUUAUCGACUGCUUUUUCUGUAAAUGACUCACCAAUAUGGAUGGAUUCAAGCACUUCUGAUAUAUGUAGAAAUAUGGAAAAAUCUGUUGGUGGUCCUCAAAAACUUGCUGAUAUAACAGGCUCUCGAGCAUAUGAAAGGUUUACAGCAAGUCAAAUUGCAAAAUUGCACCAAACUAAACCAGAUGUUUAUGAUAACACAGAGAGAAUUUCACUUGUGAGCAGUUUUGCAGCAUCUUUGUUUCUUGGAAAUUAUGCUGCCAUCGAUAACAGUGAUGGAUCAGGAAUGAAUUUAUUAGAUAUUUGCAAAAAAGACUGGAGUGAAGAAUGUCUCGCAACUACUGCUACAAAUUUGAGAGACAAGCUGGGAAAGCCUGUACCUUCCUGCUCAAAUUUGGGAUGUAUAUCUUCAUACUUUGUUGAAAAAUAUGGAUUCAAUCCAGAUUGCAGGAUAAUUGCAUUUACUGGUGAUAAUCCCGCAUCUCUUGCUGGGUGCCACUUGGGGCGGGGAGAUGUAAUCAUCAGUCUUGGAACAUCAGAUACCUUUAUGUUGUGGCUGGAUGAUCCAAAACCUAAGACAGAAGGCCAUGUGUUUGUGAAUCCAGUUGAUGAUAAUUCAUAUAUGGGACUACUAUGCUAUAAGAAUGGCUCGAUUACAAGAGAAAAAAUUCGCAAUUCAGCUGCACAAUCAUGGAGUGAAUUUUCUGAAAUUUUAAAACACACCAAACCUGGGAAUAAUGGAAAAAUUGGAAUAUAUUUUGAUGUUCAAGAAAUUACUCCUAAUGCUGUGGGUUUUUUCAGAUUUAAUGAUAAAGAUGAACAGGUGGCUUGUUUUACUGAUGAAGAAGAAGUACGAGCUGUUAUUGAAGGACAGUUUCUUGCCAAACGUUAUCAUGCUGAAGGAUUGGGUUAUUCUUUAGGAAUAUCAUCAAAAGUUCUUGCAACUGGGGGUGCCUCGAGAAAUCCUGAAAUUUUACAGGUACUUGCCGAUGUAUUUGGUGCUCCUGUUUAUACCUUGGACACAUCGAAUUCUGCGUGCUUGGGUUGUGCUUACAGGGCAAAGCAUGGUUACCUCAAUGGUGCGAAGUCCUUCUCUGAAGUUACAUCUUCAGCUGCUCCAUACAAAUUAGCUGCAGCACCAAAUACUGCAGUCACUUAUGAUAUUGCCAGAUAUGGUAAACUGGAAGCUGUUGUGACAAGCAAAGCUAAUUGAGGGGUGUGCUUUGAAUAGUUGAAGCAGGUUGUGCAAUAAGUGAUCCUGUGUGCCAAAUCAAUUGUUUCCAAUUUAAUGAACCAGUGGAUAUUAUGUUACUUGUACAUACUUCAAAAUUUUAUAUUGAUCAGUGUGCAAUACUCUUUAAUUAUAUAAUAUUCAAAGCCAUGUGUGGACUGCUAGUAGCUGCAAUUUGAAUAUAUUUUAUGUGAUUGUUCGGCUGACUAGCCUAGUAUAUAUUUACGAUCAAACUGCACGCUAUAUGAGAACUGCAAUAACCAUUAGGGUGAUGUGGCUAUGAGGAAGUUGUUUUUGCAAGUUAAACUAUGCAAAGUUUGCAGUACAAGUUUAGUGCGGUAAUUUGAGUAUUGGUGAAAAUAAAAAUUAUGGUCGUAAUGAGUAAUUGUAGCUCUAAAACCCUGCAGAAAUCUUCUGCUUUACCUCACUUUGGUAAUCUCGUAAUUGAUUCCAAUACAAAUGUUGUUGACGGACAGGCAUCGUGAAAUUACCUGUUAGAGAUAUUUCACUUCAUAAUAUUCAGAAAGUAGUUCACUACUUUUAUCGCGUUAAGGGGUAGCACAAUUCAUCGAGAGUCUGCUACCGUAGUUUUCGUGCAAAAGAGUAUCUUUCCAAGAAGCCAAUUAAACUUUGUAAACAAAGUUUUGGCAAGGUGGGGGAAAGCACAUACACGUCUCACAUUUUAAUUUGAAUUAUAAGAUAUUGCCCGAUGUCACAUCGUGUUUUUGUUUUAUUGUGUUUUGCCUGUUUUUGGGGGACGGG
Styela clava is the source of this 2434-nucleotide messenger RNA. Its product is annotated as xylulose kinase-like. Gene Ontology annotation, molecular function: D-xylulokinase activity. Lineage: Eukaryota; Metazoa; Chordata; Ascidiacea; Stolidobranchia; Styelidae. Gene Ontology annotation, cellular component: cytosol. Gene Ontology annotation, biological process: D-xylose metabolic process; xylulose metabolic process; phosphorylation. The record is from RefSeq and is a predicted model, not a curated record.